This is a messenger RNA of Medicago truncatula (barrel medic), 1273 nucleotides long. RefSeq names its product probable choline kinase 2. Gene Ontology annotation, biological process: phosphatidylethanolamine biosynthetic process; phosphatidylcholine biosynthetic process. Lineage: Eukaryota; Viridiplantae; Streptophyta; Magnoliopsida; Fabales; Fabaceae. Gene Ontology annotation, cellular component: cytoplasm. The record is from RefSeq and is a predicted model, not a curated record. Gene Ontology annotation, molecular function: choline kinase activity; ethanolamine kinase activity. Bases 1 to 1236 code for a protein of 411 amino acids. The transcript has 8 exons.
AUGAAUAAAGCAGAAGAUCUUGCAAACAAUAUAGAAAGUAGUGCUACACAAAUUGUUGUAGAAAAUGAUGUAAAUAAUAAAGUAAAUUAUCUAGAUUAUCUUCCAGAUGAAGCAAAAGAGAUAUUGAAAUCAUUAGCAAAUAAAUGGGAAAAUGUAUUGGAUGCAAAUGAGUUGGAAGUUAUUCCUCUUAAAGGGGCAAUGACCAAUGAGGUAUUCCAGAUAAAAUGGCAAACAACAGAAGGUGAAAUGUCAAGAAAGGUUCUUGUUAGAAUCUAUGGUGAAGGUACUGACAUUUUCUUUGAUAGGGAAAACGAAAUUCGAACAUUCGCAUUCAUAUCAAAGAAUGGACAGGGACCUCGUUUGCUAGGAAGGUUUGCUCAAGGUCGCCUUGAAGAGUUCAUCCGUGCAAGGACAUUAUCAGCACCCGAUAUGCGCGAUCCAUCUAUUUCUGCUCUUAUAGCCUCCAAAAUGAAGGAGUUCCAUGAUCUUGACAUGCCUGGUUCCAAGAAUGUGUACCUUUGGGAAAGAUUAAGAGAUUGGCUUAUUGAAGCGAGGCGCUUGUUGUCACCCGAAGAAGUUGAGAUGUUUCAUUUGAACACAAUGGACAAAGAAAUUUCUCUUUUGGAAAAGGAAUUGUCGAUAACUCCUCAACGCAUAGGGUUUUGCCACAAUGAUUUACAAUAUGGUAACAUCAUGCUUGAUGAAGUAACAAAUUCUGUGACCAUAAUAGAUUAUGAGUAUGCAAGUUAUAAUCCAGUUGCAUAUGAUAUAGCAAACCACUUCUCUGAAAUGGCUGCAAAUUAUCAUACCGAAACUCCACAUAUUCUCGACUAUAGUAAAUAUCCCGAUUUGGAGGAACGUCAAAGAUUUGUGCAUACAUAUUUGAGUUCAUCAGGAGAGCAACCUAGUGAUAAUGAAGUGCAGAAACUACUUGAUGAAAUUGAAAAGUAUACACUUGCAAGUCAUCUCUUAUGGGGCCUUUGGGGAAUCGUUUCGGAGCAUGUAAACAAAAUUGAUUUUGACUACAAGGAGUAUGCAAAACAAAGGUUUCAAGAGUACUGGUCAAGGAAAAAUCAUCUUUUGAGCCCUAAUGGAUCUUCCCAUGAUAAUGUUAUUGAUGGUAAUGGGGAGGAAGCAUUGGAAUCAAUCGUCAAUAAAAAAUCAGCAAAGAGCACUCCUAUCUCAAGGAAGUUGAAGAAAUUUUUUGGUCUUGGUUUAUUCAGAUCAAAACACUAGAGUAUUAUAUUACUCUAUAUUCACCUUUUUAAAUGAA